Molecule: messenger RNA, 733 nt
Organism: Meriones unguiculatus (Mongolian gerbil)
Lineage: Eukaryota; Metazoa; Chordata; Mammalia; Rodentia; Muridae
Product: histone H3.1
Exons: 2
Coding region: 33-689 (218 amino acids)
Cellular component (GO): nucleosome
Molecular function (GO): protein heterodimerization activity; structural constituent of chromatin; DNA binding
Source: RefSeq, a predicted model, not a curated record
UAAAGCUUUGCUUUGCUUUCUUGCUUUUUGUCAUGGCUCGUACGAAGCAGACGGCCCGCAAGUCCACCGGCGGCAAGGCCCCGCGCAAGCAGUUGGCCACCAAGGCUGCCCGCAAGAGCGCGCCGGCCACGGGCGGCGUGAAGAAGCCGCACCGCUACCGGCCCGGCACCGUGGCGCUGCGCGAGAUCCGGCGCUACCAGAAGUCCACGGAGCUGCUGAUCCGCAAGCUGCCGUUCCAGCGCCUGGUGCGCGAGAUCGCGCAGGACUUCAAGACCGACCUGCGCUUCCAGAGCUCGGCCGUCAUGGCGCUGCAGGAGGCCUGUGAGGCCUACCUGGUGGGCCUGUUCGAGGACACCAAUUUCACUUUGCCUGAAGUCAUGUCUGGUCGCGGCAAGGGCGGGAAGGGCCUGGGCAAAGGCGGCGCCAAGCGCCACCGCAAGGUGCUGCGCGACAACAUCCAGGGCAUCACCAAGCCCGCCAUCCGCCGCCUGGCCCGGCGCGGAGGCGUGAAGCGCAUCUCCGGCCUCAUCUACGAGGAGACCCGCGGGGUGCUGAAGGUGUUCCUGGAGAACGUGAUCCGCGACGCCGUCACCUACACGGAGCACGCCAAGCGCAAGACCGUCACCGCCAUGGACGUGGUCUACGCGCUCAAGCGCCAGGGCCGCACGCUCUACGGCUUCGGCGGCUGAGCUGCCCGCUUCCCAGUUCCUCCCCCAAAGGCCCUUCUCAGGGC